AUGAAGCAAGAAGGAAACGAAGCUGUGGUAGAGCAUGCGCGCUCCUCAGUUGAGGUCUUCUCUGCCCCUCCUGAGCUCGAUAGGCAUUCAACAGGAGAAGACUCAGUCGCUGCGGAAGACAAGAAAGAGCCCAUUCUCAUCACAUGGGAUGGACCGAACGACCCCCGUAGCCCCAAGAAUUGGCCUUCAAAGAAGAAAUGGGCAGCAGUAUUCUGUGUCUCAUUCUACACCCUCCUCUCGCCAGUGUCCUCAUCCAUGGUCGCGCCCGCCCUGGAAGCGAUAGCCCACGAGCUUACCAUCCCUUCCGCCUUUGAACAGAUCCUCGUCCUCUCCAUCUUCGUCCUCGCCUACGCCCUCGGGCCCCUCAUCUGGGGCCCUCUCUCCGAGCUGUACGGCCGCAUCAUCAUCCUCCAGCUCACAACCCUGCUCUACAUGGCUUUCAACCUCGGCUGCGGCCUCGCCACCACAAAAGCCUAA
Messenger RNA from Colletotrichum chrysophilum, 477 nucleotides. RefSeq lists its product as uncharacterized. Bases 1 to 477 code for a protein of 158 amino acids. Gene Ontology annotation, biological process: transmembrane transport. The transcript is spliced from 2 exons. NCBI's taxonomy places the organism in Eukaryota, Fungi, Ascomycota, Sordariomycetes, Glomerellales, Glomerellaceae. Gene Ontology annotation, molecular function: transmembrane transporter activity. The record is from RefSeq and is a predicted model, not a curated record.